AUGUCUUUUGAAACAAGAAAAAUAGCUGUAGCAAAAAUUAUUGGAAAUGUUGAACGAAAUACAACUUCAUUUAUUUUUAUUAAAUAUUCUCUGUUGGAAGAGGUUAAUGAUGAAAAUGAGAGACGAUCAUUUUACAAAUCAAAAAUAGGUUUAAUUGCAAUUCCGGUUGAAACACAGGUUACUCUUCGACGUGAUCUCUUUUCAACAACAAAUUUAUUAGAUUUUGGUCUUGUAAAAGCAGGAAAACAAUUUUUGUCUCCACUCAAAUUAACUGUGUUUUCCACAUUAGAAAAAAGUGUAGAAAUUGAUUCAAUUUAUUCUGACAAAUCAAAAAUGAUUUAUAUUCAAUAUGAAACACAUCCUCCAAUAUCGUUGAAGUCGGCAACGCGUGGACAACAACCAGGCUUAAUAGACAUUGCUAACAUAAAUAUUGAUACAUUUAUUGACGACAAAAUUACGCCCAAAAAUAAUAAUUCAACAAGCAAAACAAAAAUAGGCCGUAUUUUUAAAAAACAAGGAAAUAUAAUGGCUGUAAGUAGAGGAGGAAAUUUUAAUGUUACAGUGCCUUUUAUCGCUCAACUUUAUGAAGGUGAACUUGAAUACAAUUUAAAUGAAUUGUCUUUCCAUAAAAAUUUAAAACCUUUUCGAAGACGUGAAAUAAUUUUAACUAAUACAUGCCCUUUUCCUUUGACUAUUUUUGGAGCUGAAAUUGCAGAAAAUGGAAAAGAUUAUUUUGAGAUUUUUCUUAUCGAAUCGCCUAUAAUUCUUUCUCCCGGCCAAUCUUUGCCUUCUCUAAUAAUUUUAUUUAAAAAUUUCAUUCCUUCACCAACUAAUUUUUCUUCAUCGCAUAUUAUUAUCAACACAAAUCUCACAAAUUUUCAAUUGCCUUUGUAUAUAUUUAAUGGAGAAAUUAAUAUCACUUUACAUUCUAUUGAGCAAAAUAUUUUUAAUUUUGGUCUUUUAAAAAAGGGAGAGAAUCGUUCUAUUUUGGUAUUUUUUUAAUUAAAAUUUUUUUAAUUUUAAAGUUGGCGGAUCCUUGGCAAACCUAGGAAGUCUUUAAAAAGGUUUUUCCCAGAUCCCAAAUUUUAGCUUAUGACGGAAGGGUCUCAGGAAUAGUUUUUUUGGCGAGUCCACCACCAUUGUAUUUAAUUUUAAAUAUUUAAAUUCAAUAAUGGGCUAGGGUUGUUUAGCGCUGUAGACGAAAAUUUCAGGAUUAUUAGAAUGACAGGAAAUAAGAUAGAAAACGGAAAAGGUAAUUUAACAGAAGAUUU
This is a messenger RNA of Meloidogyne enterolobii, 1271 nucleotides long. The record is from the annotation of a GenBank genome assembly. NCBI's taxonomy places the organism in Eukaryota, Metazoa, Nematoda, Chromadorea, Rhabditida, Meloidogynidae.